Molecule: messenger RNA, 3040 nt
Organism: Cucurbitaria berberidis CBS 394.84
Lineage: Eukaryota; Fungi; Ascomycota; Dothideomycetes; Pleosporales; Cucurbitariaceae
Exons: 4
Coding region: 81-2765 (894 amino acids)
Molecular function (GO): protein binding
Source: RefSeq, a predicted model, not a curated record
GGUAGCGAUAAACAUUCGAUUUCAUCACCGAACUUCUCCUGGCAUUCACUCAGUCGUGUGUGCACGAGUUCUCCGUUAACAUGGGCUCUUUUGACUGCUAUUGUGCAUUCUGCUCCGGUCCGCUGGGGAUUGGGUUUCUAAAAUUUGGGAGUAGGAAGGCAAAGGCGCUUAGGAAGAGGAGGAUUAGGGUUGAUGCGCAGAAGAGGAAGCUCAAUGGGGAGGAUGUGGACGAGGAUAAGAUUGAAGAUGAUGAUGAUGAAGAGAUGGAAGAUGCUCCGACCGAAGAGGACGUCGAAGUUGCAAAGGAUGCUGUCUUAGAAGACGACGAUGACGAUGACGACUAUGAAGUGUCCUCUACAUCCUCGUAUUCGUCUGAAGAUAGCGACUCCAUCGAAAGCACCAGCUCGGACAUUCACACUGGAGAUAUCCAAGACGUGCCCAUUCCUCCACCCGAGCCUGAAAGCGAACAUGAGGACACCUGGUCCCAAGCCUCAGACCUUUCUGGCUGGGAUAGCUUCGUCGCCUAUAACGCUAUAGACGAAACGGAAAGGAUGCAUAGCUACGAAGAACAGACUACCUACGAUCCCUCAAUCCUCAAUCCCGAAGAUGUCAAAUGGAUCGAUCGAUGUCGUUGUCUCGGAUUCAAUGCCGACGCUCCAGGUGUAACCAAAGCCUUCAUUUCUGGUCGCGGGACUUAUAAUGAUUACGGAGGCUUCGACAUCAAAAAGCCGGGACGCGAUCCAAAUGAUACCGGUGAAGACCAGCACUCUUGCUUCUACUCGUAUGAUCCUAACACUCUUCCUGCGUUCCCAUUUCAUGAAGCCUGCUUCGAUAUUCUGGCAAAGAGUUUGGGGUAUGACGAUCGCUCAAUGGUGAAUAAAGAUGUGCUAUAUACUAUUAUAGCUCAGAAUCUCGAUAAAUAUCUUAGGGCUCCUCGUCUGGAUUAUGGGUUGGUGCAAGAGUGCGGGCAGUUUUGGGAGUGCUUACCUGGUGAAGAGUAUUCGGUAUCCGAUCCAGGACCGAAACCCGGCUUCGAGGAGGUCUUGCCGAGCAUGAUACCCGCCACUCUGUUCGACAGCACGACAUCAGUGGACCUAGCGCAUAAGGUUCGCAAUGACCCUUUAGCAGUACUACCGUAUGACGUCCUUCAUGGCAUUAUCGAUCGCCUCUCUGUCGACGAUACGAUGUCACUAAUGUCAGCUUCCUCGCACGUUCUCAGCUCAACUCGGGAGGUUUCCUUUUGGAGAUAUAUGCUUCGUCGUCACAUUUUGAGAUGGUUUUGGGAGCUGGAUACAAUGCUUGUCAAGUCGAUAUUGCCGGAUACAUUCGACCAUAAAGCCCUGUUUUUAUGGGUGAAUAGUGUCACAAAACCAGAGUUUGGCAGCACAGGUCCACUGGUGGGCAUCGCAAACCGCCGUCGCAUAUGGACUGCGUGCCAGCCACUCGUUCCAGAGUACCAACAAAUAGCCGGUCCUAAUGAUCGUGCGGAGCCGGAAGACGAUGAAGCAAAAACCAUCAUGGACCGCGCUGUAUCACUGCACAUGCCGAUGGUUCUAUAUCCUUCCCCUAGAGAAGUCCGGACCACAAGCUCACAAUUCAUCCGCUCGUGGCAAGAGAUCACACAUCAGCCUUGUGACUUUGAUACGUAUUGGAAUGAAGGUGGCGCACUGGUGGGAAUUGCGGCGACUUUUGGCACUCAUCAGAGGAUAUUUGGAAGUACCGAGGGCAAAGCCGGUAAGACGAUUCACAUUCCCUCAGAUGAAUGGAUCAGCAAGAUCCAGGUGAACGUCAGCGAAGUCCGCAUGUUCAAUGAUAGGCAAAAUAGAAGUAACCGGGUCACGGCGUUGGAUGCUCGACCGGCUGAAACUGCUGAAAUUAGGGGUAUGAUGAUUACUCUGACGUCCGGCACAGUCAGACAUUUAUUUUCGGGUGGCAGGAAUAUACGCCUCUUUACAGUCCUUCCACAUAUGCAUCUCAUCGGCUUGACCGGCCAGAUCGCUGCUAACGGCGUUAUCUCACGUCUCGGUCUUCUCCAAGCCUCCCGUCCCGGUGAAGAGCCCGCCACAGUGUCAUACACGCCAAUGCAGCGACGGCUCUGGGCUCCAAGCGUACCAUUCAACAAUAAGGGAGGCAUGUCUGAAUGGCCCUACCAGAUCCACACUUUCCCCUCAUCUUACUACCCUCCCGCUGAGGUGCCAUCCGAUAUGUGCCCCCACGAAAUCAUCCUGUGGGCCGAGUCGCCGGAACGAUACCAGGAUCUAUCUCGCAUAUCCUGUUUCCAAGUCGUUGGCGGAACGAAGCAGAGCGGCGAUAGAGUGUGGGAAGUACCAGAUAUCUUAGCUAUCUCGGCAGAGAAGAUACAAGGACACGGAACACACGUAGGAGAGAUCCGUCCUGUAGCCGCCCAACAUCCUGAUUUCCACAAAUGCACUAAUUUGUCUGAGCUGGAACUAUCGAAGAAGUCCAAGUCCUUUGAUGAAGCGAAUAUGAGCAAGUUUACAAUCGAUGGCCCGGGUGGCGAGAUGGUUACAGAAGUUCAUGUCUCUGAUGACUUCGGGGCGAUUAAGCUGUUUACCAACAGGAACCGAGAGUGUUACUGGGGCGAGGAAGAUAGAAACGAUUGGUUUGUAAAGAGGGCGGAGCAGGGCGAGUGUAUUGUAGGGUUAAGUUGCUGUUUUGCUCGGUUGGGCGGCUGGAGUACGAGCGCUAAGCUGCAUAGUCAUUGGAGGUUGAGUGAUCUUGGUGUUGUGACGAUGAGGCCUUAAGGUGUGACUACAUACGGGCGUGGGAUUGUCGAAAGACUUGUUCUGGGAGGCGCAUGCACAGGAGUAAGUGCUGUAGACAUGGCGGGUUACUAUAGAUUAUACUGUGUACUCAUCAAGUUUUAUUUAUUCAUGUGAGCUUGAAGCCGUGUUCAGUGUUAGAGUUGGAAGAUGGGCUGGCUACUUGCGUCAGGUCACCCGUUGAGGGCCUUUGGUCGUACAUGUAGAAACUUAAUAGUGGUACCAGUACCCGCUCAUUGGAAUAGGUGUCAUCAGGU